UCACAGCUGAUUGUGGCGCAGUAAGAAAUCCAGCCGGUGAGGGAACUCGAGCAACACAAGAUCAAGAAAAUAAGUUCCCAGCAGUUGGUUUCCAGUUGAAUUAGUCUCUGGUGUCUCCAGCAGAGGGACAUCAUGGCGGCUGCAGCAACACAUGAUCUGCAGCCUCUGAAGCGCAGUAAGAGCUAUGAUUUGCUGCCACCUGAAAUGUCUGAGCUGAGGGUUGUUCUGCUGGGGAACAGCUGGUCUCAGAGGAGUUCAGUGGGGAACUUCAUACUGGGAGAGACUGUGUUCGACAAAGUACCUAAAGGCAGUCUGAGAAUCAGUGGACCGCUGGAGGGCAAAGAAAUAGUUGUCAUCAAUACUGAAGAUCUGCUGCAUCCCAACAUCUCUGAAGACAAACUGAGAGAACAUGUGACAAACUGUGUGAGACUCUCUGAUCCUGGACCUCAUGUGUUCCUGCUGGUUCUACAGCCUGAAGACUUCACUGAGGAACUCAAACUGAGACUCUGCAGAGUCCUGAAACUCUUCAGUGAUCAAUCAUUUGAUCAUUCACUGGUUCUGAUGUCAACACCCAGAGAGGAGAGUCCAGGUUUCAUGGACAAAUACAUGAACCAUCCGCCCUUAAAAGACAUGAUCAGAAAAUGUAGAUACAGACACCUGAAGCAGAAGAACCUUGAACGUUCAGAGCUGUUAACUCGUUUGGGUCAAAUUGUAAAGGAGAACAAUGGAGAACAUGUCAGCUAUGAAGUAUUUGAGGACGCAACAGAUAAUUUUCCAGUUGAUCAUCAAAGCCCAAAACAAAAGGAAACACCGGGUAUCACAGAUGCUGUAAAAGCUGUUGGGCUGCAUGCGUUUAAAAAGGUCACUGGACGACUCUCAGAGAAAAACCUUUCGACUCACACAUCUGGAUUCAGGAUUGUGCUGCUGGGAAGAAGUGAGGACAAACAGGCAAAACUUGGUAACUUAAUCAUCGAGGACCAAGGUUUUCAUUACCAAAAAACCAGGCAAUGUGUGGCCACCUGUGGAGAGUGGAGAGGAGAACCAUUAACAGUAGUGAAAGCUCCAGACAUGUUCAGUCUGUCUGAGGAGAUGCUGAGAAGAAAGGUGAAGAGCUGUGUGACUCUUUGUCCUCCUGGACCAAAUGUUCUGCUGCUGUUAGUGAGGCCUUCUGAUUUCACUGAGAAGAACAGAAAAACACUGAAGUUCAUCCUGAGUUUGUUUGGUCAAGAUGCUUUUAAACACUCAGUGGUCAUCAGCACACAUGAUGGAACAAGUGUCUCUGUGAAUCAGCUGCUUAAAGACUGCGGAGGAAGACACUACAGGAUGUUUAAAGAUGAGCGCAGACUGUUAAUGCAGACGAUUAAGAACAUUGUGCAUGAAAACAAAGGAACCUUCCUCACCUUCACUGAAGAGACCAUCAGACCAAAGUCUGAACACAUCAAACCAGCUUUAAACCUGGUUCUGUGUGGGAGGAGAGGAGCAGGGAAGACUUCAGCAGCCAAGGCCAUUUUAGGUCAGACAGAGCUUCAUUCAGUCUCCAACUCAUCAGAGUGUGUUAAACAUCAGGGAGAGGUGUGUGGGCGUCGGGUUUCCCUGGUGGAGCUGCCUGCCUUGUAUGAAAAACCUCAGGGCAGUGAUCCUGAGGGCGUCCAUGCCUUCAUCCUGGUCCUACCUGUGGGUCCCCUCACUGAUGAAGACAAGGGAGAGUUAAAGACAAUCCAGAACACAUUCAGCUCUCGAGUCGAUGACUUCACCAUGAUUCUGUUCACUGUGGAGUCAGAUCCUGCAGCUCCAGCUGUUGUUGAGUUUGUAAAAGGAAACAAGGAGCUCCAUCAGAGCUAUGGAGACAGAUAUGUUGUUCUCAACAUCAAGGACAAGCAGCAGAUCCCAGAGCUGUUGGAUGUGUUGAAACAAAUGACAGUUGAAGGAUCCAGAAGCUUUACAAAGGACAUGUUCACCAAGGCUCAGAUGGAGAAGGUUGUAGAGCAGGAGAACACUAAUGCAAGACUUAAAGCUGAGCUGCAGGAUGUUAAAAAGAAAAGUGAGAUGGGAAUUGAUGAAAACCAGAGCAGAGAGUGUCUCAGGAUGGUGCUGAUUGGGAAGACUGGCAGUGGGAAGAGUGCAACAGCAAACACCAUUUUGGGUGAAGAACAUUUUAAUUCCAGAGCCAGUCAGAAGUCAGUGACCAAGUUUUGCCAGAAAGCAUCAGGAGAGAUUGAUGGAUGGCCUGUCGUUGUGGUCGACACUCCCGGCUUGUUUGACACGACUCUGUCCAGCGCUGACGUUGAACAGGAGCUUGUGAAAUGCAUCAGCUUGUUGGCUCCAGGACCUCAUGUCAUUUUACUGGUGGUGCAGAUCGGCCGCUUUACACAAGAGGAAAAAGACUCUGUGAAGCUGAUCAAGAAAUGUUUUGGCAAGAAUUCACAACAUUUCAUCAUUGUUACAUUCACCAGAGGAGAUGAGCUAUACAACCAAACAUUUGAGAGGUACAUAGAAGAAGACUGUGAUGACUUUGUAAAAAAGCUGAUACAUGACUGUGGAGACAGAUAUCAUGUUUUCAGUAAUAAGGAUCAGAAGAAUCGUACUCAGGUCAGCGAGCUGCUGACGAAGGUUGAGUCAAUGGUGAGGAAAAACGGCGGCAGCUGCUACACCAAUGAGAUGUUCCAGGAGGCCGAGGCCGCAAUAAAACAUGAAGUAGAGAGAAUCCUGAGGGAGAAGGAGGAAGAGAUGCAGAGACUGAAAGAGGAGCUUGAACGAAAACAUGAGGAAGAAAUGGAAGCAAUGAAAAGAAGAAUGGAAGAACAAACAGCAGAAAUUGAACAGGAGCGAAAACUGAGAGAUAAACAACUUAAAGUAAUGGAGGAAAACAUCAACAAGGAGCGUGAAAAGAGAGAGAAAGAACAGGAAAAGAGAGAAGAGGAAGACAACAAAAAGAAAAUAGAGGAAGAUCUUCAACAACAGGAGUGGGAGCAAAAACGUAAACAUCUGGAGGAAAAAAUAAAGUCAGAAUCAGAGGAAAAGAAAACCAUUGACAGAGAGUUGGAGCAGAGCAGAGAAGAGAUGAGAAAGAAACAAGAGCGCUGGGAGAAGGAAAGAAAAGACUGGUGGGAGAAACGAAAUCAAGAAAAUGAAGAGAGACAACAUGAGGAGCAAACAAAACUUAAAAAGCUCCAAGACGAAUAUGAGCAGGAAAGAGAAAAAUCUGAAAAGAAAAGACAAGAAGAAGAUCGAAACAGAAGAGAACAGGAGGAGAAGGAGCGAAAAGAGUUAGAGGAAAAGUAUAAGACAAAACUGGAGGAAAUGAAGAAGAAAUAUGAAGAGGAGGCCAGAAAACAAGCCGAAGAGUUCAAUGAGUUCAGACAGAAAUACACCAAAGACUUUUCAGCGUUGGUAGACAAACACAUGGAGGAAAUAAAGGAAAUGAAGCAAGAAUAUGACAAAAAGUACAAUCUGUUACAAGACCUCUCAAGUCACAAAGAAAAACAUCUAAAAGGAGAAAUGGAGGACGUGAAGAAAAAGCAUGAACAAGAAAUAAAUGAACUAAAACAGAAAUACAACGACAAAUGUAUCAUCCUCUGAUCUCCCACUGACUGAUGUUUUGCUUUUUCCUUUUUUUCUGGACUACAUGAGCAUACUCAGCAGGAACUCCUCUGACAUCUGAUGAGUCCCUGCCUCGCUAAUGACGUUUUCUCAAAACAUUACUUAACAGGAACAAAAUUCUCUUCUCUAUUCUCUGAAAAUAUUCAGAGCGCAGUCAGCCAGUUGUUAUUCCGCCUCAAGAGGGCGCCCUGUCUAUAUGAGCAGGCUUGUUGCCAGGAAGUGUUGUGAUUCUGUUCACUGACAGAACUGACAUUGGUAUUAUGUUGAUCAUUGGUUCAAGAUAAAUAAAAUGACAUCAACAUACA
Siniperca chuatsi (mandarin fish) is the source of this 3905-nucleotide messenger RNA. RefSeq names its product GTPase IMAP family member 8-like. Gene Ontology annotation, molecular function: GTP binding. The record is from RefSeq and is a predicted model, not a curated record. NCBI's taxonomy places the organism in Eukaryota, Metazoa, Chordata, Actinopteri, Centrarchiformes, Sinipercidae.